AUGAAAUUCAAUUCUCCUUUCUUCAUUGUUUCUUCAUUCAUCUCGCUUACUUCAGGGCGGGCCUUGCAGCAAGAUUUGGCCCAAGAUGUGGUAACAAGUACUUCAGCACCACAUUCCGUCGAUAAUGGAGUUCUAGUAGAGUCACGCGCAGCCGGAACAUCUCGUACAAGCAGUCCAGCUGGCUGUCUUGUUGUUGGUGGUUCAGGAGCUUAUUCCACCUUUGCAGAUGCUGUCAAAGCAUUGGGUUCCAAAACCACAGCUCAAUGCAUUUUCUUGAGUGCUGGUACCUACAAAGAGCAAGUUACAGUAAACUAUGCCGGUAAACUAACUAUAUAUGGAAGUACUACCGACACUUCUAACUUUGCGGGGAAUCAGGCGACAAUAACUAGCGGCAAGAGCUCAGCACAAGCAGGGACGCUCGACAAAUCAUCUACAGUAAACUUUGUCGGGAGUAAUGUCAAGAUUUACAACGUAAAUUUCGAAAACUCUUUUGGAAUCGCAAGCCAAGCUGUUGCAGUGACUGCCAAUGCCGAAAAUCUCGGCUUUUACGGUUGUAAAUUCCUUGGGAAUCAAGAUACUCUGUACGCAAAAUCGGGUGCACAGUACUAUAAAAAUUGCUACAUUGAAGGAACCACGGAUUUCAUCUUCGGAAAUGCUGCUGCGUGGUUCGAAGCAUCCACCAUUGCUGCAAAGAAAGCAUCUGCUAUCACAGCGAUGAGCCGUACGCAGGCGACAGAGACCACCUGGUACGUCUUCGAGAAGUGCAGUAUUGUGGCUGCAAAGGGCUUCAGUUUGAAGCAGUCCGUUUUUCUUGGCCGUCCUUGGAGAGUCCUUGCAAGGGUCAUCUACCAAAACUCUGUGUUGUCCGACAUAAUUGCACCAAAAGGUUGGACAACCAUGGCCGAAAAUGCUACGCCAAUCUUCCAAGAAUUCAACAACUCUGGCGCAGGAUCAGAUAUUUCUAAGAGACUGUACACCACCAAGGCUACUGCUGCAAUGACACAAAGCAAGCUCUGGAAGGAUUCUAGCUGGAUUGACUCUACUUACUAG
Messenger RNA from Glarea lozoyensis ATCC 20868, 1050 nucleotides. RefSeq names its product Pectin lyase-like protein. The transcript has 3 exons. Gene Ontology annotation, molecular function: pectinesterase activity. The record is from RefSeq and is a predicted model, not a curated record. The coding region runs from base 1 to 1050 and encodes 349 amino acids. Gene Ontology annotation, biological process: cell wall modification. NCBI's taxonomy places the organism in Eukaryota, Fungi, Ascomycota, Leotiomycetes, Helotiales, Helotiaceae.